This is a messenger RNA of Penicillium cosmopolitanum, 180 nucleotides long. RefSeq lists its product as uncharacterized. The record is from RefSeq and is a predicted model, not a curated record. The coding region runs from base 1 to 180 and encodes 59 amino acids. Lineage: Eukaryota; Fungi; Ascomycota; Eurotiomycetes; Eurotiales; Aspergillaceae. The transcript has 2 exons.
AUGACUCUUGAGAACUCCAACACACUCGAAGCAAAGGUCAAUGCCGAGGUCGUGGACAAUCCUGAAAAUGCCAGAGAUUCAACCAACGUGAUCAAGUCUGCCACUCCUGGAUACUCCAAAAUCGGGCAAUCUGUUAUUGCACACAUCCGCGGGACAAGACUGCGCUCUAGGGAGCAUUGA